ACAGAGAGACACCCGCCCCUGUAAGUGACAACACAGCUGGCUGACGCACAAGGGGAUGUGAAACCUUCUGACUUCAGAGAUCAAAUGUGAUUAUCAACGACUAUAGCUCCAGCGCUCAGAUCCCCAAUCAAGGAGUGGCGACAACCCGCGGCACAACACUCCCCCAGCGUUAUUAAUGUUAUUGUGUUGUUGCUUUGGUGUUGAAGGCAACGAGAGAGGGGAGUUUACUGAUCUGUUUGGAGAGAGAACGAGCGAUAACCUUGACCGGAGGCAGAGAGAGAAUACAAUCACCGGACUCUCACAUACCGGAAUCGCUGCAAGGAGAGAUUAAAAAAGGAUCAGACCGCGUAUCUCUCAUCUAUAGAAACUAUAAUUUAUUGGGGUUUUUUUGCAAACUAUGGCUGCUUCAUCUGCUACAAGGGUUUUUGUGUUAUCCCUUGCGUCAAUUCCAGUGGCCUAUCUCUUUAAUGCGUUGUCCACCAACAGCAGCAACCCAUGGACAAUCCUUAUUGUUGCAUUUUUGAUCCUGAUUUCUAUUGCAAUAGUGGCAUUUUUCCUGGUUAAAAAAAAACCUCCAAAGGAUCAUUUAUUCUACGUUUACACGGUGUUUGCAUUCACUAGUGUGGUGGAUCUUAUUAUUGGACUUGAGCAGGAUGGACUUAUUGAUGGGUACAUGACACACUACCUUAAAGAGGGUGAACCGUACCUGAGCACAGGCCAUGGCCACAUGAUUUGUUACUGGGAUGGUUCAGCACACUACCUGAUGUAUCUCUUGAUGGUUGCAGCGAUUGCCUGGGAGCAGAGUUACAGGACUAUUGGCUUGUUCUGGGUUGGAUCGAUUCUGAUGAGUACUGUAGUAUUUGUCUCUGGAAACCUUGUUGGAAAGUAUGGCACCAAAGUUGGCCCUGCCAGUCUCCUGAUCAUCCCUUACUUUGUUCUUCCAAUGUGGGCUGUUCUUCACAUCUGCAACCAGCCUUUACCGAACGAGUCGACACCUAAGGAGAUUGAGAUGGUCCAUAAGAGGACCCUGAUGCAGAGACCGCUGGACCUGGCGCUGGCCGUAUCACUCCUCUUCACCACCAGCUUCAGUAUCUUCAGAGGAUUGGUGGCUUUAGACUGUCCCGCCAAGGUGUGUCGGCAAUACCUGCAACAACAAGAGCCGUACCUGAGAGAUCCUGCGGCUUAUCCAAAGAUACAGAUGCUGGUGUACAUGUUCUACUCUGUCCCUUUCAGCGGUGGAGCACUGUAUGGUCUUCUGGUUCCUGGAUGUUCCUGGCUCCCAGACUUGGCUCUACUGCACGCUGGAGGCCUUGCACAGGCCCAGUUUUCUCACAUGGGAGCAUCCCUCCAUUCCAGGACCCCGUACAUGUACCGAGUACCAGAGGACACCCAGCUGGCCUUUCUAAUAAUAAACGGACUGUACUGCAUCCUGCCGCAGCUACUUGCCCUGCGAUGUGUCCACUGCCCUGAGUUUUUCCUUAAAAGGAAAGAAGACCCAAAGACCAAGUAAACCCUCGUUGUAUUAAAUAUUUUAUUUUUCUGCCCCAAAUAUGUAUAAUUUGCUAAUUAAAUGGAUCGGCAGAUUGAAUAUUAGUAAAUUUACCAGUAGGGAAAUUGUAUUAGUGCCUUGUAAAUGAAGUUAAUUUUCUAUUUUGCUAUUAAUACUGUUUUAUUAACUAAAUGUACUGUUGUGCAAAGUUGUAGAUUUGUGUAUUUAAGAACAAUCAAUACAUAAGUGCCAAACACAAUGCACUUAUGCUUCUGCCAGUGAUUUUAGCUGCAAAAUGCAAAAUGCUUAUUCUGUGCAGCCUACUUCUUGUGUGUGGCGUGCACAGCCUAAAGUUGUUGGACAACUUGUUCUAUUUGAUCUUAUUUCAUUGUGCACGCUGGGUUGCUUGCAUUUGUCGAAACAGGGCGGACCACGUGAAGGUUGCAAUCUCCCACCCCUUCUGUGCAAUAGAGUUAGUUGGCAAGUUUCAGUGAGGACUAGGGAAUGUCAAGGCGAAGAUAGACACAAAAUGCUGGUGUAACUCAGCGGGACAGGCAGCAUCUCUGGUGAGAAGGAAUGGGUGACGUUUCGGGUCGAGACCACCAGCUCAAUCAAGGACCAGUCUCACCCCGGUCACUCCCUCUUCUCCCCUCUCCCAUCAGGCAAGAGGUGCAGAAGUUUGAAAACGCACACCUCCAGAUUUAGAGACAGUUUCUUCCCAGCUGUUAUCAGGCAACUGAACUGCCUUCUCCCCACAGCCCCUGACACCCGUACUAAUUAAGUAUCUGUCAAUCGCUGCCUUAAAAAUAUCUACUAAUGACCUUCACCACCGUCUGUGUAUCCAUAACAAUCCCUUCAUUCUUCUGAAUCUCUGUCCAACAGUAGACUUUCACUGAAUGUUGUACCUUUGAUCCUGAAUCUACAGUGGACGGCUUGAUUGUAAUCAUAUACAGUCUUUACUUUGACAGAUUAAUGGUGGGAAUGUUCAUGUGAUAGGGGCAGAAUUAGGCCAUUUGGCCCAUCAAGUCUACUCCGCCACUCAAUCAUGACUGGUCUAUCUCAUCCUCCUAACUCCAUUCUCCUGCCUUCUCCCAAUAACCCCUGACACCCUUAGUAAAGAAAAACCUGUCAAAUCUCUGCUUUAAAAAUACCCAAUCAAGUUGCUGGCCAUAUUGGACGAGGGGAUGUUCUGAAACCGUUGUGUAUCCAGGAGAUCUGGCAGU
This is a messenger RNA of Leucoraja erinaceus (little skate), 2712 nucleotides long. Its product is annotated as transmembrane 6 superfamily member 1-like. The transcript has 10 exons. NCBI's taxonomy places the organism in Eukaryota, Metazoa, Chordata, Chondrichthyes, Rajiformes, Rajidae. The coding region runs from base 398 to 1510 and encodes 370 amino acids. Gene Ontology annotation, cellular component: lysosomal membrane. The record is from RefSeq and is a predicted model, not a curated record.